Messenger RNA from Dalotia coriaria, 2811 nucleotides. RefSeq names its product calpain C (gene CalpC). Gene Ontology annotation, biological process: proteolysis. Gene Ontology annotation, molecular function: calcium-dependent cysteine-type endopeptidase activity. Bases 694 to 2676 code for a protein of 660 amino acids. The transcript has 9 exons. The record is from RefSeq and is a predicted model, not a curated record. Gene Ontology annotation, cellular component: cytoplasm. NCBI's taxonomy places the organism in Eukaryota, Metazoa, Arthropoda, Insecta, Coleoptera, Staphylinidae.
AGGAAAAGAUAACUACCGGCAUCAGAGUUCGCUCGAUCGACAGAUACGCGUAUUGAUGAAAAGUCGAUCGAACUUUGAUGCCAGUGCGGACGCGGCGAACGAUCGAGGUCAAAAACGCAACACCACAACGCAAGAACCCGCCGAGAGUGGAGUUGGAAGCAUUGGAAGCUUCUAUGCGACGACGACCAUCGACCAUCUCUCCAACGGCAAAUGCCAUCACCACGUACACCGGCCCGCGAGCAUUACCACCACGUUAAGCGCGGCGAAUACCAAGAGAUAGCAGAUUACGAGUGCGCGUAUAUACGUUCGCUUAUUCGAAAGUCAAAAGCGAAACGCAGUCGUGGACAAGAAGUAGUACGAGCCGAGUCGUUUUGCUUCGCGCGCGCACACGGGAUAAUUAGAAAUUCUUCCGAGCGCGUUCUGAAUGUGAAUUUCGGAUUGAAAAUGUUGUUGUCGGCCGUGCCACUAAUAGACAUUAAUCAACUUUGAGAAACAUGUAGUUCCUGCAUGCGAAAUAAUUGACUGUCAAUCAAUUCUAGUGCGCGUGAAAUUAUUUACAAAAAUUUGUUGGUGAAUUUAUGCAGUGUUUUUCGUCUCCGGCAAUUUUAAUUGUGUGCUAGAUCGGAUGCCUAAUUGUUAUAAAAGAAAGUUUGAAUAUUAAGAGGAAAUAUUACAAUUACAUACUCUGAAUCCAUGGUGAUGACUGAAUACGAACGAAUACGCCGGGCGUGCUUAAAACGCGGUGAACUUUGGGAGGAUCCUGAUUUUCCUGCUGCGCAAACCUCCGUGUUCUAUCAUCAAACACCACCGUUCCAGUUCCAGUGGAAGCGACCAAAGGAUCUUUGUAAUCGACCUGGCUUUGUUCAAGAUGGACCCGCGCAGUUUGACAUCGUGUCGGGAAAAAUGGGUGACCGAUGGUUGGUGUCUUGUUUAGGUAUACUAUACCUAAACAAGGGAUUAUUCUAUCGGGUCGUGCCGGCAGACCAGUCUUUCAACAACGACCAAUAUGCGGGGGUGUUCAGGUUUCGAUUGUGGUGGUGCGGUGAAUGGACCGAAGUGCUGGUGGACGAUCGUCUGCCCACGGUACACGGACGACUUGCCUUUUUGCAAUCAGCACAUUCUGACAACUAUUGGCCUGGGUUAUUGGAAAAAGCGUAUGCGAAACUUCACGGAUCAUACGAAGCUUUAAAAUAUGGUAGUCUCUUGGAUGGUUUGGCUGAUCUCACAGGAGGUAUCACAGAAAAUAUUCCACUUCGACAGGAUCCAGCAGCGUGUGCUCGAUUGUUACAUAAAUUAUUGGAUAUGACAUCUAUUAUCACUGCUACUAUUCAACCGCCAAAUCAACAGAACAAAUCAAGUCCGACUGAAAAACUCACAAGUGGUAUACAACUAGGUACCAAUUACAGAAUAUAUUCUGUAGAACGAGUGGAGAAAUUUAGUGGUGAAGCCAUUCAACUAAUCAAAGUCAGAAACCCUCUUGGUACCUCUACAGAAUAUAUUGGAAGUUGGUGCUUUGACUCUCCGGAAUGGUCAGAGGUAACUCCCCAGGAGUUAGAACGGAUUAAACUUAAAACAAACGAAGGAGAAUUCUGGAUUUCCUACAAUGACUUUAUUAAAACCUUUUCUCACCUGGAAAUUGUUCAUCUGGAUAGUGAUACAAGUCGAGAUGAACCUUCCUUACACAAUAAAAACACUUGGCAGAUGAGGAUCUAUCAAGGAAUGUGGCAGAAAGGUGUUUCUGCAGGUGGUUGUCGAAAUAAUCCGGAAACUUUUCAUAUAAACCCUCAACUACACUUAUUACUCAGUGAACUAGAAGAAGUAGUUGUAUCGCUGAAUCAACACAGUAUAAUGGAACCCAAGGUAGUGGGAUUCACAGCGUACUCAUUGCCGAAAAGCGCUACUGAAACAAUCGGCAAAGCUUUCUUUAAGAAAAACAAAUCCUUAGUCAAUUCUCAGUAUACGAACAGUCGACAAGUUAGUCAUCGGUGUCAAUUAGAACAGGGAGGUUAUUUAAUCCUGCCUACAACAUUUGAACCAGGUCAGGAAUGUGGAUUUACAUUGAGGGUGUACUCAAGUAAACCUCUGAAGCUGAAACUAUUAGACACGGUGCCGUAUUUAUUCAAGUCAGCCAUAGUCAAGGCGCCGCCAUUAUUGGACGGAAAGAGUUUCAGUCAGUAUGAGUCAGUGUUUCUGCAACUGGCGGAUGAACAUCGGACUGUGAAUUCAUUUGAACUUCAGGAAUUGCUUGAUGCUUGCUUACCGAAUGAUUAUAUUAAAAGUUGUGCGUCAAUUGAAGUGUGUCGACAGGUCGUGUUAACUUUAGAUAAUUCUGGAGUUGGUCGACUUAAAUUCUCCGAUUUUAAGGACUUGAUGUGUUCCUUAAAGUAUUGGCAAACAGCGUUUAAAAAUCACACUAAAGAGAAAACCGGAAUUCUGAAAGCGGAAAGAUUACGCGACGCUUUAAUGGAGGUUGGGUUUCAAUUGAGCAGCGAGGUUUUGACUAUAUUAAUUUUGAGAUAUAUGAGGAAAGAUGGUACUCUGCGUUUUGGUGAUUUUGUUUCAGCCAUAUUACACUUAACCGUAGCAUUUAAUAUAUUUGAAAAUAAGGAUCCUCUGCAAAAUGGCAAUGUAAAACUAAAUCUAAGUGAGUGGUUAAAGUCAUCGUUAACAUGCUGAUAAGCCGCAACAAUAAAAGUUUAUAAAUAAAACGUAAUAUUAUGAAGAAGCUAAUGUGAAAUGUAAUAUAUAAAUGUUAAUUUUAAGAAAUUUUUCUUGUUUGUUGUAAUUUUGUAAAUAAUCUGCUGUAAUCUA